UAAAUAGAUACCCUUCAUUUCCCAUCUAUAUAUAGAUCAGAGAUCAUUGCUAUUGAUAUUUGACAGGUAUUUGAUAAUUUUGCUUCAUAUUAAUCUUUAGAUCUAGGAUUAUGUGGGCACAUUGGCUAUUGCUUUAAAGUUUAGUUUAGCAAGUGUUGAAGUGAACUGUCUCGUUUUCAGCCCUAAAGAGAACAAAGUUGGAAGAGUUGAGGUUGAAACAUGGGCAAGCGGAAAUCAAGGGCAAAGCCACCUCCCAAGAAGAGAAUUGAUAAACUCGACACUGUUUUCACCUGUCCCUUCUGCAGUCAUGGAAGUAGCGUGGAAUGCCGCAUUGACAAGAAGAACUCGAUUGGUGAAGCUGUGUGCAACAUCUGCAAAGCGAGCUUUAGUACCACCGCAACAACUUUAUCUGAGCCUAUAGACAUAUAUAGCGAAUGGAUCGACGAAUGUGAGCGUGUGAACCCCCCUGAGGCUAAGGAUGGUAAGUGAAGGAAGGGUUGGUGGGAAUGUAGAUGGCUGAGCAGUUGAAGAAGGAAGAAUGUUGUUAGCAAUACCAGUAGUAUGUGACUCAUGUCUGUAGCAUGCAAUAGCUGUGGAUGUAUCAUUAAAUAAAGGGGGGAAAUGACAUUUUGG
This is a messenger RNA of Ipomoea triloba (trilobed morning glory), 633 nucleotides long. Its product is annotated as transcription elongation factor 1 homolog. The transcript has 5 exons. Bases 220 to 489 code for a protein of 89 amino acids. The record is from RefSeq and is a predicted model, not a curated record. Gene Ontology annotation, biological process: transcription elongation by RNA polymerase II. Gene Ontology annotation, cellular component: transcription elongation factor complex. NCBI's taxonomy places the organism in Eukaryota, Viridiplantae, Streptophyta, Magnoliopsida, Solanales, Convolvulaceae. Gene Ontology annotation, molecular function: RNA polymerase II complex binding.